Messenger RNA from Drosophila melanogaster (fruit fly), 1340 nucleotides. RefSeq lists its product as uncharacterized. NCBI's taxonomy places the organism in Eukaryota, Metazoa, Arthropoda, Insecta, Diptera, Drosophilidae. The transcript has a single exon. Bases 92 to 1261 code for a protein of 389 amino acids. The record is from RefSeq and is marked reviewed.
UCGUUUUCCGCCUAUCACAAAAUUCUAACCCACAAAAAAUCUAAAAAAUAUAAAAUUAAAAUUUCAAAAACCUACAAAAAAGCAUCCAAGAAUGACUCAGUUAAGCGAGUUCGCCCUGGACAGCCACUUUGCCUCCGAGCUGCGCAGCCUGCAGUUGUAUUCCAAGGAGCACCCUGUCAGCCAAGAUGACCACGACAUAAGUCAGCGUUGGAUGCAGCACUUCCAAAACGCCAAGGGUUUGGAUAAAUUCGCACGAAACUGCAUGCUGCUGAUGAUGUGCGAACAGUUGCGAGAUCUUGGCCACUUGAGCAAACCCUUCACCGAACUGAAGAACUUGAGUCGCCCCAUGGACGAUUUGCUGAACGAGUACCAUGGGACGACUACUGUGGAGGAGGGGCAAAUGUCGCCGGUUGAAGAUAUUGAGGACUCGGACACCAAUGUCUCCAACUAUGGCAGUGGCAGUAGUUCUUUCUCCCCUGGGGUGCCCUAUCCCAUUUCCACGCCCGAGUUCGAGAGCAUUAAGCGGUCUAACCAGGAUCUGCUUAAGGAAAUCGACUCGCUGCACUGUCGCACGGUGGAAGCGGAAAAGCUAUACCUUAGCAGGAGCCAAAUUCUGGAGAAGCAGAUUGCCGAGAAGUCGGCGUUGGCCAAAACGAAACUUCCCCAGGAGGGUAUCUAUCAAUCCUGCCGUGCGGCCUGCCAGCUUCUGAAAAAAUGGCCAGGCGAGUCAGUGCGACUCAAUUUUCUGACCACCUGCCUGGAGCCCUUUCUGCGGAACGAUAUGAUCACCAGCUUGCAGAUCUCCGAGUUGGAUCUCAGUUUCGAGAAUACUCUGAAUGCCAUGGUGAAACGGGCCUGCUCGCGAAGGGACGACAAUGUCCGCAUGCUAUAUGACCAAAUUUUGUGCCAGGAAAAGAACGACCUGAAGGAGAAGGAGGACAAGGUGCGACGAUUACAGGAAUCCACAAGGUUGGAGCGCCAAAGAUUGCGCGCUCUAGCCGAGGACUUGAAACGUCGAGAGAAUUUCAUUUGGAGGCACCAGGCCGUCGCCACACUGGCAGUUGCAGGACUUUCCUCCGAUGACCAACGCAGUCCCAGUUCCACUAACUUAAAGUGUGACUCAUGUCUGAAAGAAAUGUCCAUUAGAAAAGGACCUCUGGAUCCCAUAGGCAGGAGCAGCAAAGGUGAAAAAACCAAUGAUGUCGUGGAUCUGGAGAAGUUAUCUGACGCACUGAGCGAUAUGUCCAUAGACAAAUGGUAAUCCUCUAGCGACAGCACACUUUUAUAAAUAUAUAUAUUUUUAUUUUCCUGUUGGCAUCAAUAAAUCGUUGAGUUGCUUU